AGAAACACCGGGCUAAAGAUGUGAGGUUAUUCUGGCGGAUUUUAUUUUACACUGGGACCUAGUUCUAAUUCACGAUAUUAAUUACUGGAAUACUGAUGGUUAUUGGAUCCAAAAUGGCCUGCAGUGUGGGUUGUGUCGUCUGCUCGACGUUUUAGAUCACGUGACGGACAUGGAGGGGGACACGUUUCCCGACGUGACGCUAGCCGACGCCGCGGCAAUGGAGCACCGCGCUCAGACGGCGCCCUUGCGGAACGAGAACAAUGACCUGAUCAAGGACACCUUCGUGGUCCUGAGGCCGAAGCACAAGCGGUUCCACGUCACGCGAAACCAGGUCAUCCUGACCUUCCUCGUGGUUCUCCUCGUUCUGAUCGUCGCGAUUCUCGUCACGGCUUUUGUGACGAGGUCACAAUGUGACGUCACUUGCGGGGACUGCCAGGGGUCGCAGUCGGGGUCCCUGAUCUCAGGCCUGCCCGACCCCGGGAGCAGCAACACAGGCACCAGCGCCAACUCGCUGAACAACUUCCACAAGUCCACGGCUCACGGCAACAAAAGCUACCCGUGGACCGGCAUACGGUUGCCGCGGGAUUUGAUCCCCAAACAAUACGAGAUCCGGAUCAAGAUUGACUUGACCAACUUCACAUACGAGGGCGCGGUCAAUAUCACGGUCAACGUCAACACCUCGACCAAAUACGUCAUCUUCCAUCGCAGCCUCAUCGACAUCAACGAGUCGCUGAUUAGGAUCGCGUCCAACUGCACGCCUGAGGUCAAGGUCGUGCACCAGUUCCAGGUGCCAGACAAGAACUUUCACGUGCUGGAACUGGACAGAGAGCUGGACACGGGGAGAAACUACACGGUGGUCAUCAGCCAGUACACGGGCAACCUGACCAGCAACCUGAGGGGGUUGUACCUGAGCUCAUACUUCACCAGGACACACGAGAAGAGGUACCUGUCAGCCUCACAGCUUCAGGCCACCGAUGCCAGAAAAGCCUUCCCGUGUAUGGACGAGCCGGACAUGAAGGCGGUCUUUAAGCUUACAAUUGUUUACCAGACAAAUUACACGGCCUUGACCAACAUGCCGGCCAAGGUGACGACACGGCUCAACUCUGAUUGGCUGAUGACGGAGUUUGAUGAGACCCCGGUCAUGUCCACCUACCUGAUCGCCGUGGUCGUGUCGGACUUCAAGUACAGGAACUUUACCUUCGACAAUGACGUCAGAUACGAGUUAAAAAUCUGGGCAAGAGAGGAGGCCUAUAGCCAGACUGAGCAUGCGCUGAAUUUCUCCGUGGAAACCUACAAGUUUUUCACCGACUACUUCGGCAUGCAGGACGUGGUCAGGAAGGCGGAUCACAUCGCAGUGCCAGACUUCAGUUCUGGUGCCAUGGAGAACUGGGGCCUGGUCGUGUACCGCGAGACGUCGCUGCUCUACGACCGUCACGUGUCCUCCAGCCACAACAAGUUCACGGUCACGCUCAUCGUCGCGCAUGAGAUCGCCCACACGUGGUUUGGCAACAUGGUGACCAUGAAGUGGUGGGAUGACCUGUGGUUGAACGAAGGAUUCGCCAGUCUCCUCAUGUACCUGGCCAUGGACCACGUCUACCCGCAGUGGAAUGUGUUUGCCAUCCAGGUUGUGGUGGAGAUCUUCCCUGUGAUGGUCAAGGAUGCCCUAACUACGUCACAUCCGGUUUCAUCGCCGAUAGCUGACCCAGAAGACAUCCCGCAGCAUUUUGACACCAUCUCGUAUAGCAAAGGGAUGGCGGUGCUGAGGAUGGUGAUGGACUUUGCUGGGGCCGAGAACUUCCGUAAGGGAGUGAGCAACUACGUGCAGAAGUACAAGUUCAAGAACGCCGAGAUGUCCCAGUUGUGGGACACUUUCUCUGAGUCUUUUAACUACACGUUUGAUAUAGCAAAAAUCAUGGACACCUGGACACGCCAGAUGGGCUACCCAGUGGUCACCGUAGUGGACAAUGGUGACCACUUCCUCUUGACACAAAAACGAUUUCUGCUCGAUCAGACACUGGUCAAUGGGGAUGACCAGGAGAGUCCGUUCGGGUACAAGUGGUACAUCCCGUUCACCUACGUCACACAGGAGGCGCCGUACGACAAGAAAACUAUCUGGCUAAACCUUGGCUCAGCGACAAUACCCAAGACGGGUAAAGGCUGGUUGCUAGGCAACUACGAGUUUGUGGGGUUCUAUCGAGUGAUGUACGACAAGACGAUGUGGGGGAUGUUCGCUGACCAGCUCAUGCGGAACCACACGGUAUUUCCAGAGGCCAACCGUGCAGGUCUGAUAGGAGAUGCUUUCACGUUUGCCAGGGCGAACGUACUGGAUUAUGAUGUCGCCUUGAACUUGACCCGGUAUUUGGAGAAAGAGCAGAGUUACAUCCCGUGGGAGGCGUUUCAUCAUUCGAUUGAGUUCCUGAGGGGGAUGUUGGCCGAGAGUGACGCCUAUGUCCAGUUACAGAUGUACUUGAGGAAGCUGGUCGGUCCGGUGUUUGAGGUGGUCGGUGCUUCGGACAGAGGAGAGUUACCGGAGAGGUACCUCAGACGUGUGAUCCUGUCUAUGGCCUGUGAUGUCGGAGUAGAGAACGCCGUGAUCUACGCUAAAACAAUGUUCGACAACUGGAUGAAACACGACACUCCGCUCCCACCUGACCUGUCCAUGCUGAUCUGCUCUGUUGGUAUCCGUGAGGGCGGGGCGGCCGAGUGGGACUUUGUAUGGCAGAGGAUCAAGUCCACAGAGGUGGCAGCCGAGGGUGAUAUGAUGAUGGAGAGUCUCGUCUACACACAGAAGUCUUGGCUACUGUGGAGGUACAUCAACUGGGUGUUUGACUCUGAGAAGAUCAGGUCCCAAGAUGUCCGUGUCGUCAUCAGCUACUUCUCCAAAACACCCUGGGCAAGGAUGGUGGCCGUCAACUUCGCUAUGAGUCGCUGGGACGAUUUGGUGCGAGAGUUCGGCCAGGAUCAGUUUUUGCUGAGAGAAGUUAUACCUGAAGUGACAAACUACAUCAACACCGAGUUCAACCUAAAGCAGUUUGAAGCAGUAUUUAAAGCCAACACUCCCCGGGGGGCGUCCAAGUCAGUGGACAACGCUUUAGCUUUAAUCAGGGCCAACAUUGGAUGGAUGAGAGCCAACUAUAACAACAUUAAGCAAUGGCUCAACACACACAAUCCUUAAUAUCCAUCUAACAACAAUCAUUGAUAGGGCCACAUACAAUCCUUAAUAUCCAUCUAACAACAAUCCUUAAUGUUCAUGUAUCAACAAUCAUUUGUAGGGCCAUAUACAAUCCCUAAUAUCCAUGUAAAAUAAUCAUACAAACCUUAAUAAUAUCCAUGUAGCAACAAUCAUCGAUACGACAACAUACAAUCCUUAAUAUCCAUCUAGCAACAAUAGGAAAACUUAUUCACGAGUCAUCUAGUAGUGCGGUACACAUGGUGGGUCGUUUGAUGACGUCAAGGUGAUGACAGUCUUCAUGUGUCGUCAAGCUGUGUGAUGACGAUCAAGGAACUUCCGUCAUUAUUUUACCUCUAUGACUCAAUGGCUGCAAAACAUGGACAUUUUUGUUUUUACAUAUUGAUGAUGUUUUGUACUAAAUUUUUGUGAAGUAUUUUGUAUACAAAAAUGGGAAACACACAAUUAUAUAUAUAUAUAUAUAUAUAUAUAUAUAUAUAUAUAUAUAUAU
Molecule: messenger RNA, 3680 nt
Organism: Physella acuta
Lineage: Eukaryota; Metazoa; Mollusca; Gastropoda; Physidae
Product: glutamyl aminopeptidase
Biological process (GO): peptide catabolic process; proteolysis
Cellular component (GO): cytoplasm; membrane
Molecular function (GO): metalloaminopeptidase activity; zinc ion binding; peptide binding
Source: RefSeq, a predicted model, not a curated record